AUGCCUCCGAAACCUCCCAAAGAGAUCGGAAAUGGCCGUUUCGAAGUUCAAAAAGCACUUGGCGCCGGAUGCUUUGGCCAAGUCUGGAAAGGUAUUGAAAAGAGUAGUGGAGAAACCGUCGCCAUAAAGUUCGAGGACAACCAAGCGAAAGGUGCUCCGAACCAGCUGAAGACGGAAUAUGACACGUUGCGGAUUAUCAGCGCCGCGAACGAGAAUGCCCAGGGCUUCUCCAAGCCAUUUUGGUUCGGGGUGGAGGGCCGCUUCAGCUGUCUAGCGAUGGAGCUGCUCGGCCGGUCCUUAGAGGACCGAAUGCAGCAGUGCGGCAAGAAACUCACGCCGCAAUCUUGCGUGCUGAUCGUCGAUCAGAUCCUUCGGCGUUUGGAGUUUCUCCAUUCCCUCGGCCUCAUUCACCGAGACAUCAAGCCUGAGAACUUCAUGUUUGGUGUUGGCCGCAAGGUCCAUGUUCUGUACCUCAUCGACUUCGGCCUCGGCCGAAGGUACUGGCGAGACAAGCAGCAUGCACCGCCGAGGGCGCUCCAGAGCCUCACUGGGACGGCGCGGUAUGCAUCCAUCAAUGCGCACAAAGAUCAACUCCAGCGGCUUCGAUUUCCUAUCAUCGUGCUUGGUGUUCUGGGUGUUUGUACUUCUCAGCCAGAGCUCAUUCAGAAGUGCUUCCUCAAUCAAGCGAUGAGCUCCAGAGCCAUGGCCGUGGGAUCCAUUCGGAUGCAGAGAGCUCUGGGUGCACGUGCCGCACGGGCUGCCCUGACAGCCGUGACAGCCAUGGCUGUGCUGACGGAGGACAAGCUGGGAAUUCUGAAUCUCGGCCCAGGCUUUUGUGUUUUUUCAUUCCUGAGCAGCGACCCCGCAGUUCCCAAGAGAAAGUAUCGCUUUUUCUGUCAGAAGGGAUGUGUGACAAAGUGCUGGGUGAUCCAGGUGGCCUUUGAAGGGCAUGCCGCAGCCAUUCCUCCGCCCAAGGGAGGAGGGGACGGUGGCGAUGAGGAAGAUAAGCAGCCGAAGAUCGAGCUGGGUUCUGUGGAAGAGGCGGCAGAGAAAGUGAGCCGGACGAGUGAGGCGGUCAACGACCUCACUCGGCAAGCCAGCUUCGAGUUUCGGAAGAUCUUUGGAUUCGACUUGCUGCCCACCCUGGCGGUGCUAUUUGUCGCAUGGAUUCUUAUUGAUUAUGUUCUGAAAAACACGACCUUCGGCAUGGAGCAGAGCCGCCGAGACGAUCUUGAGGCGGUUGGGCACAUGAUUUUCUACUUCCUGCGCGGCUCGCUGCCCUGGUCGGGUCUCGAGGCCAAGUCACAGGAGGAGAAGUACAGGAAGAUUCGCGAGGUGAAGGAGACGUUCCCCAUUGAGCAGCUUUGCGAGGGACACCCGCAGCACUUCGCCAAGUACUUGGAGCAAGCUCGGAAUCUGAAGUAUACCGAACGACCAGACUACGCCGGCAUGAGGAAAAUGUUCGCGUCGCUGAGGGCCGAGAUCGGGCCUAGCGAGGAUCACGACUUCGAGUUCCUGCGUGGGAAAGAUACUGGUCCAGAAGGCGGCAUCUGGUCAAAGUUCCUGCUGCGCGAUCUCCUGAAACUGGGAAAGACACCCAAGCACACACCAGAUGAGCGGGGCGGGGUAAGUUACGGGACCAACGUUGCUUGGAUCCCCUUGUCUGGCCGAAGCGCCACGGGACACGCAGAGGAAGCUCUCUGCGCGUGUUUCACCUCCGACCUAUCCAUGGCUUCACAGGGCCUAUUGCAACGGCUUGGCCGAGUCGGGGAAUGGUCCCGGGUCACUCUCAGGUUCCGAAUGCCUGAGGUCAUCAAUCCGCGAGCAGUUGCAGCUUGCAGUUGUGGAUUGGCCGAGAUUUGGAUCACCUCUUCGGUCAAGUCUCUUGACAUCUUCGUGAGCUGGCUAUCCUCCCCACGAGACACGGUAGGCCUGCAGCAGUGGCGAUUUAACCAACGGCGGGGUCCGCUCUUCGAAGCGUGCAUGCCACACUGGCUGGAGCUUCAGGUCCUCAGGGGCGCGUCGGCGGUUCAGAUCCGCGAGGCAUUCCGGCGACGAGCUCUUCUGACACAUCCAGACAAGGGCGGACGUCCGGAGGAGUUUCAUGGUGUUGUCGCCGCCUUUGAGAUCCUCAGCGAUGGAUCGCGGCGGGCCGCGUACGAUCAGGAGCUUGAGGAAAGCGGCAACUUCGACGGUCUCAGUGAGGUUGGUCGACCUAUGCCUGGCCCGGAUGAGGAGGAUCCGACAACACGGGCGCUGGCAGAGAAGAUUGAGACCUUCCGCGCCAUGCGCAUUGUGCUCCACAUGCUUUUGUCGGAGAAGCUGCAGAAUGUCAACGAGCAGUUGAAAAAGCAGAGUUCCGACGUGCUGCGAGCCAUGGUGCAAUGGCUUCUUUGCUCUUGCUCGCGGAGUUCUAACACUUUCGAGAGCGACGGCGGCAAGGAUGGCGACGUCUCCAAGAAUCACGUUUUGGAGCCGAAGCUAGCUGGAAUCUACAGAGAAAAGACAGGAGGGAACGGCUACUACGUCUACAUGCACUGGUCCACCGUCAAGUGCCGAACCCAAAAGACGAACUCUUUGACAGAAGCAGUGGAUUGGCACAUCACGUUGACGCAGCUGAAGGCAACGUCCCAAGCGCGAAUGCGGCAAUCCGAGGAGGACUGCAUCGAUCUCAUGAAGGUCCCGCCCCUGACCGAAGAGGAGGUCGCACUGGCUUACCAGGCGGCUGCCGCGUCUUGCUGGGAGUUGGGAACGGAGCCGCGCAGUGCCGCCCAGGCUAGCCCAACUGUGCGGCUCUCCUUCAGCUGCAUCUUAACUUCUGGACGGCCACGGAGCUUCCUAGGUGUUGCCAUGCACCACGGACAUCGGUCGUUUUUCUUUGAGAGCUUCGUCGCCGGCGAUGCAAGGCUCAAGGGCCUGGAGCCCCAUGCUUCGCAACGGCUCUGGGAUGCAGAUGCCUCGGACGCGAUGCAGGAGACGGUCGUCUCUGUCGCCCGGUGGCUUUCCAGUCGCAGGCUCCGCCUUGUGAGCGACUUUCAGUUCGAUUAUGUUCAGUUUGACAUGCAGUGGUCUGGGGUCCUUCGCGGCAUAAGCAAGCUCGAACGGGACCUGCGCAGCCGGCUUGCAGAGAUCGACGCCAAGUUGCAGGACGUCCAUGCGCUGGUCCGGCGAGUGGAGAGCUCCCCGUCUGGCCCUUCCGGCCCGUCCGUGCGCUUGGAGCCAGGCAUCGUUCCCGCGAAGGUCUCGACGGCGGCCGUUCAAACCAAGCACCUGGCACUCUGGAACUUCUUUGAAGAUCCCAUGAGCAGCCAGGCUGCGCGCUGGUACGGGCGACUGUAUGCGCCCUUCGUCCUGACAUCAGUGACUUGCAAUCUCAUGGAGUCCUCCUACAAAGCACCGGCCUUCAUGCCGCAUGUGGUUGUGGUUCAGCUCGUGCUCGACAUCAUCUUUCUCUUGGACCUCAUGCUCAGAUACAAGAUGAGCUGGAGCACCUGGCGCUUCCUGCGCCACUUGGAAUUGAAUCAAGACUCCGGGUGCUGGCCUGGGCAAAACAUGAUGCUGGCUCGAAGGGUAACUGUCUGA
Molecule: messenger RNA, 3582 nt
Organism: Symbiodinium sp. CCMP2592
Lineage: Eukaryota; Dinophyceae; Suessiales; Symbiodiniaceae
Source: the annotation of a GenBank genome assembly